This is a messenger RNA of Alternaria postmessia, 876 nucleotides long. RefSeq lists its product as uncharacterized. Gene Ontology annotation, biological process: phosphatidylinositol biosynthetic process. The transcript is spliced from 3 exons. Gene Ontology annotation, cellular component: membrane; Golgi apparatus. Gene Ontology annotation, molecular function: CDP-diacylglycerol-inositol 3-phosphatidyltransferase activity. NCBI's taxonomy places the organism in Eukaryota, Fungi, Ascomycota, Dothideomycetes, Pleosporales, Pleosporaceae. The coding region runs from base 1 to 876 and encodes 291 amino acids. The record is from RefSeq and is a predicted model, not a curated record.
AUGGCAUCAGUACAAACGCGAGUCAACGGCAAUGGCACCGCAGUGCGGCCUGCACAGGCAGAGAAGGAGGGCGCAAAAGAGAACAUCUUCCUCUUCAUCCCAAAUCUGAUUGGAUACUCGCGCGUCUUCCUCGCCUUGAUUUCACUCUACUACAUGCCCCUCCACCCGCGCACAUGCACCCUCCUCUACAGCAUAUCCUGCCUGCUCGACGCGCUCGAUGGAUACGCGGCCCGAGCAUAUGAGCAGAGCACCAAGUUUGGUGCCGUGCUAGACAUGGUGACGGACAGGUGUACAACAACCUGCUUGCUCGUCUUCUUGGCGCAGGCUUUCCCUCGCUUCAGCAUCGUCUUCCAGGGCCUUAUUUCGCUGGAUCUGGCCAGUCACUACAUGCACAUGUACGCGACCCUGAGCAUGGGUGGCAGCGACCAGAGCCACAAGAACGUGGACGAGAGCAAGGGUUGGUUGAUGAAGCAAUAUUACUCCAACAACAAAGUUCUCUUCACCCUCUGCUUCAUGAACGAAAUGUUCUUCAUCGCCCUCUACCUCCUCUCUUUCAGCUCCCCGCUCCUCUCGCCCACCCUGUUCUCCGACCUCAACAACCCAUCCUCCAUCCAGCCCGGUUCGCCUGCCGCUCCUAAACCCUCCAUGUUCUUCGCCAGUCCUUUCUCCGCCGCAGCCAUGGAGAUGGCUCGUGCUAACAAGAUGGACUCGACGGUCCCGUGGAUCUGCAUGCUUACCUCGGCUCCCUUUAUGGCUAUCAAGCAAUGGAUCAAUGUGGUACAGAUGGUCAAGGCGAGUCAGUGGCUUGCUGAGGGUGACAGGAAGGCGCGGAGGAAGGCGGGUUUGCCUAGGAGGGGUUCCAAGAAGAGUCAAUAG